AUGGUAGGAAAAGCUAGAUCUUCCAAUUUUACCUUAUCUGAAAAGCUUGAUUUGUUAAAGCUUGUGAAGCCAUAUGUUAAAAUUCUGGAAGAACACACUAACAAACAUUCAGUAAUAGUGGAAAAGAAUAGAUGUUGGGAUAUCAUAGCAGUUAACUAUAAUGCAAGUGGAGUAGACCGCCCUCCUCGAACAGCGCAGGGCCUACGCACUCUUUACAAAAGGCUCAAAGAAUAUGCCAAACAGGAGCUAUUGCAGCAAAAAGAGACCCAAUCAGAUUUUAAAAGCAAUAUUUCUGAGCCAACCAAGAAAGUUAUGGAGAUGAUUCCCCAGAUUUCCAGUUUUUGCCUGAUAAGAGACAGGAACCACAUACAAAGUGCAAACUUGGAUGAGGAAGCACAGGCUGGUACAAGUUCACUACAGGUAUUGUUGGACCACCAUCCAGUUGCUAUUACAGUGGAGGUGAAGCAAGAAGAAGACAUUAAGCCCCCUCCUCCACUGGUUUUAAAUUCUCAACAGAGUGAUACUUUAGAGCAAAGAGAAGAACAUGAAUUAGUACAUGUUAUGGAAAGAUCUUUGUCACCGUCACUUUCCUCUGUUGAUAUGAGAAUGACAUCGUCUCCAUCUUCUAUCCCAAGGAGAGAUGAUAUUUUUCGGCAUGAAAGUGGAGAAAAUUUUAGGUCACAGUUAGGGUAUGAUCCUCAGAUUCUGCAAAUGCUGAAAGAGGAGCAUCAGAUAAUUUUAGAAAAUCAAAAAAAUUUUGGAUUAUAUGUUCAGGAGAAGAGGGAUGGCUUGAAAAGAAGGCAGCAGCUAGAGGAAGAGCUGCUAAGAGCAAAAAUUGAAGUGGAGAAGCUGAAAGCAGUUCGCUUACGGCAUGAUCUAUCUGAAUAUAAUAGUCUCUAAGAUUGUUUUUUGCAGUCUUGCAAUUUGAUAAUUUUAAU
Molecule: messenger RNA, 938 nt
Organism: Eubalaena glacialis (North Atlantic right whale)
Lineage: Eukaryota; Metazoa; Chordata; Mammalia; Artiodactyla; Balaenidae
Gene: FSBP
Product: fibrinogen silencer binding protein
Exons: 2
Coding region: 1-900 (299 amino acids)
Source: RefSeq, a predicted model, not a curated record